UGGCGUUCACACACACAGGCUGGAGUUUAUCCGCUCUGAAAUGAAGUCAAGGCCGUGUUUUGGUUCUGAGAUGGGGGGUCGAUAAGGUUACCGGGUGAGGAGUGAGAGAUAUUCGGUCGGUGUUGAGAUGUGUGCAGUCGUUGUGCUCAAUUAGCUGCCAAGUACAGGAGCUACCUAGCUAGCUAGCUAGCUAACAUCAUUGAUGGUCGGCAAGAGCGGGAUCAGGUGGCCAUGGACGCCUUCCUCCAGCUGAUCUUGCUCAUCGCCGUGAUCAGCUUCUGCUUCUUCCAGUGGCUCUUCCACAGCGUGAGUCCCUGGGUGUCAUGCAGGAUCAGCCCAGGCUUUCUGAAGCUCAGCUACAAGCAGCAGAUUGAGUGGAACUCGAGGACGGUGUCCACACUCCAUGCAUUUCUGGUCGGGCUCUUUUGCCUCUACAUCCUCUUCUUCGAUGAGGCCGUCAAUCAGGACCCCGUGUGGGGAGAUCCUACGCUCGUGAAGAUAAAUGUGGGAAUAACAACAGGCUACCUCAUAUCUGAUCUGCUGCUCAUAAUUUACUUUUGGAGGGCGAUAGGGGACAAGUUUUUUGUAAUUCAUCACCUGGCAGCAUUGUAUGCUUACUACUUUGUACUGGUGAGUUCCCUAUUGUCCAGUAGCAGAAUGGGCAGGCAAGAUGGGAAAGAGAUGACCGAGGGUGAACAGCAGUGCUGCUUGAUAGAAAAAGCUUUGGCCCGAAAGGGCCAAGGAAUGUUGCCUUAUUUCGCAAACUUCCGUCUGCUUGCAGAGUUUUCCACGCCGUGUGUGAAUCAGCGCUGGUUCUUUGAAGUCUUAGGCUACCCAAAAUCCUCCAAGCUCAACAUUGCCAACGGCGUGCUGAUGGCGCUCGUGUUUUUCAUGGUGCGCAUCUCCGUCAUGCCUGUUUACUACAGCCGUAUGUACUCCGUCUACGGCACGGAGGCCUUCUACCGCGUCUCGUUCGGCGGCCGCAGUGCCUGGAUCUUCUCCAGCUUCUGUCUGGACAUCAUGAACGUCAUGUGGAUGCAUAAGAUCGCUCGCGGCUGCUACAGAGUCCUGCGAUCCAGCCAGCAGAUCAAAACCCAGACACUUAAAAACGGAAAGGCCGACUGAAGGAUGGUGAAACGUUUGCUCUCUGUGGUAAGGAAUUGAGAAGGGAUUUUUCACGAGGCGGCUGUUUGUUUUUGUCGGCGUCGGCAUUUCGAAGCAGAGAUAAGAAACCCAGAGCAAUACGUGAAGGAAGUGGCUGAUGCUAUCAGAACAGUGUGUUACAAGUGAACCGCGGAUGUUAAAUUUUUAUAAACGUUGCUUGUAAAGACGCUGAGCUCACAUCCUGAACCACCUACUUCAUCUACAGUGAUCUGGGCCGUGCGUACAAACCCGACUGUAUUUUAUUUCAACUUUCUUAAGUUUUAAUGUCUUUUUUUAACCUUCGUUUUAUAGACUACAGCUUUGUGCUAAAGGUCCUUCAUUUUCUGGUAAAGGUCCUUCAUUUUAAAGUUAUUUAUCAAAGUCACUGCCAUCUAUAGGACGACGAAACGUCUAGGGUCGCAAGACACCACCAAUGUUUCAUUUCCUUCCCUUGCUGUGAAGGAUCCAUUCUGACCUGUACUGUACCACACAAGGACUCCAAAAUGCCAUCUUCAGGUCACCGAGGCUGAGAGACUUAAACUGUGAAUCAACAUGGACUAAAUAUUUCAAUAUUUUAUACUGAGGUUGUGAUGAUUGGGAAGAGAACCGAGCUGUCGACGUGCUGGAGGACACGGCAUACAUUUUUUUUGCUUAUUGGACGUCGUAAAUGAUGCUGAAAUCCAUCCAGGCGCUUAUGAAUUUGGUUUGUUUGGAGAGCUGCUCACACUGUUUAGCCACUUUUGAUUUUGAAUUGUAAGAUAGUGGAAUGACUUCCACACAGCAGGUUUGUGUCCACUUCGUACACUUGAUCUGUUCUCGCCAUGCUGUGGUUCUAUGAAUGUUUUGCAUCGUGCAUAUUCUGUUUAAGUAAGGUCCUACUAAUUUCACGGACCUCGUUUUUUAAAAAUCACAGAUAUAGAUUUAUAAAGAAAAGAGUCACAUUUCACGCCAGUCAUUAAAUGACACAUAAAUUAAGUGAUAGAUUAAAUAGAAGCUACAAUACACAGCACAGCUACCUUAACGGUUGAAUGUAAACCUAGAACAUCCAGCGACGGUUAUGUCUCAAAUAUGAAAUUUCUCAUCCGUGUUUUGACCCCCGUCUCUGCGUCCACAGAAUUGGUUGUUAGUGUUCCAAACUCAGUUACCCGAGUCGUGUUUUUAGCUGCUUUACACUUCAACAUCUUGGACAUUUUGACUAAGCGAUUGCUAACUGAAUUGCCGUAGGAUUGCUAGGAUCGUUUCAUAGUGCAAAUUAACCAGUAAACGUGAGGAACUUGAACGCUACACGAAUGAAAAACGUUAAAUGGCUAAACACAAACCUCAAAGUUUGAAUUUCACAGCAAAUUGCGUAUUACAUGGUAGGGCUUUAAGUAUGAUUAAUAUUUCAUAAAGGGAUUUUCGUACAAAGCCAACAGUCUGCUUCAGUCAUGGAUGUUAAUGUUCGGUCACAUUCACACUCCCAAGCACUCACACUUUUGAUAAGUUGUUUAGUUUGUUUAAUUUAUCUGACAAACCGUUCUUUGUAUCUGGCAAAACAGAUUCUGGUCACGCAUAAAUAGAAGAAGCUCAAAAACAUAAUUUAGUAAUUGAAAACAUUAGAAUACACAUUCAUAAGUUUGCCCUGUAGUCCACUUUUGCCUGAAGUUGCAAUCAAAAUGUGUUUGGCCAAAUGACCACUAAAAUAUAAAAGGAUUCUAAAUAAGAGAGUCAGGAGAGGCUUUAUUGUCAUUUCAGCGCUAUACAACUCCAUACAUAUUGAAAUGAAACAACGUUCCUUCAGGGUCAGGGUGCAACACAGAAUAUACACAGAUAACAGCUCUACAAUAAAUACAAGAGACAUUUCUAAUCUAAAGAAACUGAGGGGGGCGAGACCAAAGACAAGAGUAGUGUUGGCCAGUACGUGGUACUGAGUAAAUGAUAAGUGAGAUAAAAAAACAUUCUGAUAUCACAGUUUGCAUCACAGGGCAGCACGGUAGCUCGGUGGGUAGCACUGUCACCUCACAGCAAGAAGGUCCUGGGUUUGAUCCCCAGGCGGGGCGGUCUGGGUCCCUUCUUUGCGGAGUUUGCAUGUUCUCCCCGUGUCUGCGUGGGUUUCCUCCGGGAGCUCCGGUUUCCAUCCACAGUCCAAACACAUACAGUCAGGUUAAUUGGAAACACUGAAUUGCCCUAUAGUGUGUGUGUGUGUGUGUGUGUGUGUGUGUGUGUUUGCCCUGUGAUGGACUGGCGCCCCGUCCAGGGCGUUACUGUGUGCCUUGCGCCCAUUGAAAAGCUGGGAUAGGCUCCAGCGCCCACCCGCCUGCGACCCUAAUUGGAUAAGCGGUUAAGAAAGUGAGUGAGUUUGCAACACAGGCUGUUGUGUGCAUAUUUAAUUUUACUUUAUUUAUUUUAAAAACUAUGGAAUUUUUAACCAAGACAAAGUAGAAACAAUCCUUAAAUUCUUAAAACGCAUAUAAAACAACAUACGAAACAACGCUUGACAAGGGCUAUAGACUGAUAUCAAAAUGACCUACCCUCUCCUGUCAUGAAUAUAACCAUUGUGUAAACACGGCUAAACAAAUAAAUCAAGUCAAGUCAAAUUUA
Molecule: messenger RNA, 3723 nt
Organism: Trichomycterus rosablanca
Lineage: Eukaryota; Metazoa; Chordata; Actinopteri; Siluriformes; Trichomycteridae
Gene: tlcd4a
Product: TLC domain containing 4a
Exons: 7
Coding region: 232-1125 (297 amino acids)
Biological process (GO): lipid homeostasis
Cellular component (GO): membrane; endoplasmic reticulum
Source: RefSeq, a predicted model, not a curated record